GUUAAAUUUUUCUUCCGUGGGAUAUCUAGCAAAUGUCUAGCGACAUUUCGUCGAUAAAACCUGUUUUAAUUCUCUCCUUUUCGAUUUGAUUGUGACAAUGGCCGAUCCUAAAUUGGAUUUAAAGGCGCUUCUUUUUCGUUUUGAUUUGUUUGGUUCCUUUCUUCACCUGACGAAACAGCUUCGAACUUUCUCUCUAUUUUUUUAUUGGGUAGAGAAACAGCUUAGAACUAUACCGGCGGAGCCAAGCCUCGCCCCUGAUUUUUUGCUGCCACCAAACUUCACGCAUGCGUCGUCCCCAUCUCCAAUCCAUCAAAUCCGACUAUUAAAUGAACCAAAAGUACUCCAAUGAUUAGUACUACUAGUCAACACUCCAGUGCUUAUCCAUAAUUCUCUGUGGAAAAAAAGCUACUGAAAGUAAAUAGAGCUGGAAAGCUCGUGAUAAAUUUCUCUCCUUUUAACCCUUUUUUCCUUAGGCCGCCAGUAAUGCAUCGCAUUUAACGCGUGUGAUUUUGAUUUUACUGAAUCUAUUAAACGCCGCACAUCUUCCUCCCUUCAUCCCCUCUUUAAAACCCUCUCAAAACCGGGUCUUCGGUGGCAUGACACCAACACCCAAAGAAACAGAGCACUCUGUUUUCCUCUCUAUCCCCCCGUCCCAACUCCAGAAGCCUCAAAUGGCGUCGUCCUCACUCUGUCUCUUCGUCCUUCUCCUGUUCAUCGCCCACCACUCCUCCAUCACAUCCUCCGCCCCCGUCUUCCUCCCCCUCACCAACUCCCUCUCCACCUCCCGAUUCAAUUCCACCCACCACCUCCUCCUCAAGUCCGCCUCCGCCCGCUCCGCCGCCCGCCUCCGCCACCACCGCCUCGGCCACCACCUCUCCCGCCGCGGCCGCCGCCAGGUCUCCCUCCCUCUGUCCCCGGGCAGCGACUACACCCUCAGCUUCACCCUCGACUCCCACCCUCCCCAGUCCGUCUCCCUCUUCAUGGACACCGGCAGCGACCUCGUCUGGUUCCCUUGCGCUCCUUUCGACUGCAUCCUCUGCGAGGGCAAGCCCAACCCCAACGGCCGCCACCCCGCCGUUGCCCUCAACCUCUCCUCCACCUCCGCCGUCUCUUGCAAGUCCCCUGCAUGCGCGGCCGCCCACUCCUCUCUCUCCUCCUCCGACCUCUGUGCUGCUGCUCGCUGCCCGCUUGAGUCCAUCGAAAUUUCCGACUGCGCCUCCUUCUCUUGCCCACAGUUUUACUACGCCUACGGCGACGGCAGCUUCGUUGCCACCCUGUAUCGCCACUCCGUUUCCAUCCCGACGUCUCCUCCUGCAUUGGUCCUUCGUAAUUUCACCUUCGGGUGUGCCCACUCAGCCCUUGGAGAGCCGGUCGGAGUCGCCGGGUUCGGCCGCGGCUCCCUCUCUUUGCCGGCUCAGCUAGCGCGCCUGUCGCCCCAGUUGGGCAACCGGUUUUCUUAUUGUUUGGUGUCUCACUCUUUCGAGCCGGACCGAGUUCGCCGGCCGAGCCCCCUCAUCCUAGGGCGGAAGGAGAAAGUGUUCGGUAACGAGGAGGCGGAGUUCGUGUACACCGAGAUGCUCGACAACCUGAAGCAUCCAUACUUCUACUGCGUCGGGCUGCAGGGGAUAUCCGUGGGCCGGAAGCAUAUUCCGGCGGCGGAGAAUUUGAAGGCUGUGGACGGCCGCGGGAAUGGCGGGAUGGUGGUCGACUCGGGGACGACGUUCACCAUGCUGCCUGCGGGCCUGUACGGCUCUGUGGUUGCCGAGUUCGAGCGGCGGCUCGGCCAAGUCCAUAAGCGGGCGACCGAAAUAGAAGACAAGACGGGGCUGAGCCCGUGCUACUACUUCGACAACGACACGAUCGCGAGCGUGCCUACUGUUACAUUGCAUUUCGUGGGGCGGGGGUCCAGCGUGGUGCUUCCCAGGAGGAAUUAUUUCUACGACUUCAUGGACGGCGGCAACGGCGGCGGGAGGCGGUCGCGAGUGGGGUGCUUGAUGCUGAUGAACGGCGGGGAUGAGGCCGAGGCGGAAGGCGGGCCAGUGGCCAUCCUGGGGAAUUAUCAGCAGCAGGGUUUUGAGGUGGUUUAUGACCUGGAGAAGCGAAGGGUUGGGUUUGCCCGACGGCGCUGCACGUCCCUGUGGGACAGCCUCAACCAACACUAGCCACACGGCUGCAUCGACGUUCGGUCAUCCACGGUCGCCGCCGGUCAGGGUCAUUUGAUCCCGGGACGAGUAUGAUAACUUACUCGUUUUGAGCGUUCCGAAACCGGGGGGGAGGGGUGAAAUGUGAAGUUAUUGUAAAGUUUUUGCAAUGUACAGCUUCCGUUUGGUACGGCAGUGAAGGAAUCGUUAAUCAAAGUCGGUGAAUAUUUCAUAUCGGAAUCAACCAGAUAAGUGCAAUAAAAUCGAUCGAAUUCUCUUUAGCCUGAGAAAAGACACACUCCGAUACAUCGGGAUCGCGCCGGGC
Messenger RNA from Syzygium oleosum, 2466 nucleotides. Its product is annotated as probable aspartyl protease At4g16563. The record is from RefSeq and is a predicted model, not a curated record. Gene Ontology annotation, biological process: proteolysis. The coding region runs from base 597 to 2162 and encodes 521 amino acids. Lineage: Eukaryota; Viridiplantae; Streptophyta; Magnoliopsida; Myrtales; Myrtaceae. Gene Ontology annotation, molecular function: aspartic-type endopeptidase activity. The transcript has a single exon. Gene Ontology annotation, cellular component: plant-type cell wall.